Molecule: messenger RNA, 1569 nt
Organism: Mycotypha africana
Lineage: Eukaryota; Fungi; Mucoromycota; Mucoromycetes; Mucorales; Mycotyphaceae
Exons: 2
Coding region: 1-1569 (522 amino acids)
Source: RefSeq, a predicted model, not a curated record
AUGCCUAUAAAGUGCCCACCUUCCAAGACCUAUUCCUUACGCGGAAGAAGCCAAGUUGCUAAACCAUAUACUGAAAGACCUUCCAGAAUUAGCUGGACAAACGAUGCUGACAUGUUUGCCGAUGGGCUUAACUCUAACCAGCAUGCCGUUUUAAUGCUCACAGAAGACAAUGGAAAGUUUUUCAAAGAGAUUGGCAGAAACCAAAGAAGAGUUAUAUCGCAUAUGAGAGCUGAAUUUGCAAAGUUAGGAGUAACUCCUAGAGACUCCUAUUCUAGCCUACUUCACGCUGUUGAACGUAUCAAACGUGACUAUGAGGAAGCGCGCCGAAGACUAAGAAACUAUGUUACGAACCCAAACUUGACCGCCGCUGAUAUGCAGCGUUCGGAUGGAAUGGAAAGCUUGAAAGGAGCCUAUCCCGAAUUCCCGGUUAUUGCAGAAGCAUUGGGCGAUUGGCCUUUCUGUAAAGAUGAAGGGACGAAAGCUUUGGAUGUCUUAAACAUUCCAUGCGUUAUACCAGCCGAUUUGACUGAUAGUGACGAUGAUUCAUCCGGUAGCUUCUAUAGCAGUGAUGAUGCACAGCCAGCUCCUGUUCCUAAUGCAUCCUCAUCCGUUAGCUCCAAUAAUUCCAUCGUUUCUUCAACUGUAGACUCGAACAUUAUUCAAAUUCCGCGGUCUGAGCUUCAUACGCGUCUUUUCGCCAGUACUGCUGUUAGUCAUGGUACUUGUUCAGCCGAUACCACUGAUGAUGAAAUGUUUGAGUCUAUGUCAUACUCAGGCGAAUCUGCCGAUGGCACCUCAACCCAAACUGAAAGACCAGAAGCAUCAAGUACGAUACAUGGAGAGGAGCUUCAUAGUACAAGCAUUAUUGGCCCUCUAGCAGAUAGUUCAGAUACGUUGAGUAUCAGACCAGUCUCCAACGUUAGCAGCAAUGUUGGACUUCCCAGUCAACAAUUAUUUACCAAAAGCGUGCCUUCCAUUCCUACAACUGUUCCUACUUCUACUGCAACAACGAGUAUAUCGCUCCAUUCCCCGUCUCGCUUUGCUGAAACUGAACCUGUUGUUGUUAUUCGACGAUUCAGUAGACGAAACAAGAACCAUGCAAACGCCAGCGAUAGUACAGACAUGAACCUCCAUAAAUCAGCUAAAAAGCCUAUCUUCAAGCCAGCUACAAGUAAGAAUAUGGUAUCAAAAGCAGCAGCGAAGGUUCUCAAUGAAAGUAAAGAUGCUUUGCGUGUGAAAGUUCCGCGCAUCGAUACUACUCAAAAUGAUACUACUUUUGUUCAGACUGGUGAUAAAAACGUGCAUCUUCCUCUGGCUGAGAAUCAAAUGGAAGCUGCUCGCUUAGCGGCCUUGACAGCCAAGUACACCUAUGAAGUCAAACAAUUCGAAUUAAAGAUAAAAAACACAGAACGAAAAAUAGCGAAAAGUGAACGCAAAAUUAAGAAGCACGAAGAACGAAAGAUCAAGCAUGAACUCGAUACUUUCCGUUUCAAAUCUCGACAGUUGAAAUACAAAAUAAAGAUACAUCAGCUUCAAGAUCAAUUGGCAUCCUUCAGUCAAAACCCUUAA